Messenger RNA from Sinocyclocheilus grahami, 1106 nucleotides. RefSeq names its product MKRN2 opposite strand, tandem duplicate 1 (gene mkrn2os.1). The transcript has 4 exons. Bases 306 to 959 code for a protein of 217 amino acids. The record is from RefSeq and is a predicted model, not a curated record. NCBI's taxonomy places the organism in Eukaryota, Metazoa, Chordata, Actinopteri, Cypriniformes, Cyprinidae.
CCAAACCAGACACGUGUUAUGAAAGCUGUCGGAAAUGAACGAAUGCACUGGACCAGACAACUGAGCUGGAAUCCGCUGGGAUACGUGAUGGAAUAAAAAAAAUAAAAAAACACAUUAUCGCACAAGUGGGACAUUGUCGUCAAAUCGCGUAAGAAGAGAGAUAUUUGGAUUUCAUUUUCGAAGUGUUUAAUUAGUGUUAGGUGUGCUGCCGUCUCGAGGACGCGGGUUUGUGCGCCCCCUGCUGGAGCGGGUUCGAGCUCAGUGACGUCAGAGCAGGACAGGAGCGCGAGACCAGGUGAGCGCUAAUGGAGAGAGCCGUGAUCACAUACAGGCACUGCGGAAGAAACAUUCACCGUUUCUCAUGCUCUCCUCGAGCCGACGAGUCACAGCGCAGCUGUCCGGUCUGUCAUCACACUCUCGCGUUUGGACUUUUAGACGCACCUGUUGCGCUUACCUGUCCGAUUAGAAAUGGCCACGCAGUCCCCUGUGCAUUUCUGAUAGGAUCUAUGCACGGACCAGCACAUCUUGGAGAAUGGCACGACACAGAGAUUCACGUGGGACUCUCAAAUUCAGAAGGUCUGGUCUAUAACUACACCCUGUCAGGGGUCCGGAGAGACGUCUGCGGCUGGGAACAGUGUGUGUGCAUACAGCUCUGCCCUCCGUGGAGACAUGAGCUCCGAGUACUCUGGGACCGAGAGCUGGAGCAGUUUUCGGCGCUGCCAGAAUGGGUCUCCGAGCGGUUUGACGAGGAAAGGGAGUUUGGAUCGAGCUGUUAUGGUUUCGCGCUGACCUUCAUUAACCACAUGCGCUCGUUGGAUGGGAAAGCGUCUCUGAGCAGAGACCAGUUCACAGGAUCUCACAUUUUACCCAGAAUGAAGACCGUGUCGCUAUACAUCAACAUCUAUCAUGCAAUAUUACAACAUGGAUUUUACAUCGCUAAUACAGAUCAUGACAUGUGAUACACGCUUCUUCAUAGAAGUGCAAUAUAUAUAGAAAGCCGUCUCUACGGCAGAACCCUUUCAAGAGGUACUAAUGCAUGCCUUUAAAGGGAAAGUUCAUCCAAAAAUGAAAGCUUGCUGUUAAUGUACUCAUCCUCAGGCCAUCCA